GUGGGACCACUUAUCCCUUUUUUUAAUUGGAAACUUGUAAGGCCUCUACUUGUCCCCUUGUUUUAAUUGGAAACUUGCAAGGGCUUCUGGCUCAUUUUUCUCCAUCUCUCCAGCGUACCAACCAAAGGCCCCUAAAUAGUGUGAGCAAGGGGUUUUUUUGUGCUCUGAUAUAUUCAUCAGUUAAUCACCGCGGCGGCGCGUCAAGCCUCUUUUGCUGCCACACUUACCACACAGGAAUGGGAGCUGAUGGGUUUAUAGUGGAUCAGAUUCCUUCUGGAACGACGUCUGAAUCUAUUGAAGCCUUGCUUGAGGCUGCCAGGUAUGAUGAUUUGGAUGAUGUCAUGAGCUUAGCAUCUUCUGGUGUUUCUCUUGGUUCAAAGGAUUCUGAGGGCCGAACAGCACUUCAUAUGGCUUCAGCAAAUGGGCAUCGUAGCAUCGUAGAAUAUCUUAUUCGUAAUGGAGCGGAUGUAAAUGCUUCCAAUGUGGAGAAAAAUACACCUCUUCAUUGGGCUUGCCUAAACGGACAUAUUGAGGUAGUGAAGAGCUUAAUCCUUGCUGGUGCCAAUGUCUCAGCCUUGAAUAGCCAUGAGAGGACUCCAAUCGACGAGGUUGUGACUAGGGGUAAAAUGAACAUCAUCGAUGCUAUCAACGAGGCAGUAGCACGACUUGAACUCGCUGGCACAACGGUAUCGUAAGAAAGUCAAAUUUUAUGGCACCAUCUUGUGCAUUUUUCAUGCGAGGACGCAAAAGUCUUACUGGUGGUUACUAUGUUCGAUGUUUCCUAGUAACUUAAAAUAGCCUCUUACAAGUAUUAUUAAAAAUUUGAACUUCAAUGUUAUCUGAUAUCAGUUUGGUGACUGAGUUGACAAUGGCUAAUGAUGCGUACUCCAAUAUGGACAGAUUUUCUUUCAUUAGUUUUGUAACUUAAAAGGUGGAUCCUUGGCAAAGCAACUAUUAUUUGAUUAUGAGCUCUUGCACAAUUUGUUCCUAA
This is a messenger RNA of Capsicum annuum, 991 nucleotides long. Its product is annotated as ankyrin repeat domain-containing protein 54. The transcript has 7 exons. Gene Ontology annotation, molecular function: protein binding. The record is from RefSeq and is a predicted model, not a curated record. The coding region runs from base 237 to 695 and encodes 152 amino acids. NCBI's taxonomy places the organism in Eukaryota, Viridiplantae, Streptophyta, Magnoliopsida, Solanales, Solanaceae.